Molecule: messenger RNA, 902 nt
Organism: Hippocampus comes (tiger tail seahorse)
Lineage: Eukaryota; Metazoa; Chordata; Actinopteri; Syngnathiformes; Syngnathidae
Product: 28S ribosomal protein S5, mitochondrial-like
Exons: 8
Coding region: 1-753 (250 amino acids)
Biological process (GO): translation
Cellular component (GO): ribosome
Molecular function (GO): RNA binding; structural constituent of ribosome
Source: RefSeq, a predicted model, not a curated record
AUGGGACAAAGCAAUGACUCAUGGGUAAUUUUUUGCUGGGGGGUUAGCCUGGACUGUGUCUGUGCGCUAAAUUGUAUUCUGUUUUGGUUGUUUUUAGAGACCUAUGAGGACUUCGACUCUCGGGUUAUCGAGGUGAAGAGCGUCUUCAACAUGACGGCAAAGGAGGGCAGGAAGAGAUCCAUCAGCUGCUUGGUUGCCGUGGGCAACGGCCAAGGCGCUGCAGGUUUCGCCUUGGGGAAGGCGGCUGACAGAAACACUGCGCUGAGGAAGGCGAAGAAUCGAGCCAUCCACUACUUGUACUACAUCGAACGAUACAACAACCACACCAUUUAUCACGACAUCGAAUCCAAGUUCAAAAGGACGACGCUUCGUAUGAAGAAACAGAACGAAGGUUACGGCCUUCACUGUCACCGCGCCAUCAUCACGUUGUGCAAGCUGAUCGGCUUGAAGGACAUAUACUGUAAAGUGGAAGGUUCGGUCAACCUCCUGAACAUCACCAGGGCGCUCUUCUCCGGCCUGGCCCAACAGGAAACCCAUCAGAUGCUGGCAGACAAGAAGCAGCUCCACGUGGUGGAGUUCCGGCAGGAGCGCGGCCCGCUGCCCUUGGUGGUGGCGUCCCCCAAGGAGGGGCUUCGGACCCAACCGGAGCCCGAGGAUGAGAUCCCAGACACGCGUCUGCAUUGGGCCGACGUGCGCGCCUCCCAGGGAUUCAAAGGCUCCAUCUGGUCGGGCGUCAAGCGCACCAUCUGGUAGAACUGCAAUUCAUGGGAAACAGCUCCGGGAUUUUUUUUGUAUUUAUUGUAGAAUAUGAUGAGAAUCACGAUUACACAUCACAAGCUGACGUUCUUCCUUGUCUAUAUCUGUUUGUGACGUAUUAAAACAAAAUAGGAUUUGAAAAUGAA